This is a messenger RNA of Telopea speciosissima, 1432 nucleotides long. Its product is annotated as protein SOSEKI 2. The coding region runs from base 114 to 1352 and encodes 412 amino acids. The record is from RefSeq and is a predicted model, not a curated record. NCBI's taxonomy places the organism in Eukaryota, Viridiplantae, Streptophyta, Magnoliopsida, Proteales, Proteaceae. The transcript has 5 exons.
ACGAGAAGCCCAAGUUCUACCCUUUUAGUACUUUUUAAGAGGGUGGGUGACACCGUGAGAGGGGAAUCAAGGGAGCUGUGGUUUUAGUUAUCAAGCAAGCAGAGAAGAAGGAGAUGGAUGUGCGAGCAAGGAAAAGCAGGGAGACAAGCCCAAGUAGUGUUCGAAAAUAUGUGCAGCCUAAGUUAAAGGCUUUUAAGAAAGUUCAGAUCUUGUAUUAUCUCUCCAGAAAUGGCCAACUCGAACAUCCCCAUUUCAUGGAGGUUUCUCAUUUGGCUAACCAACAGCUUCGUUUAAAGGAUGUAAUGGACCGGCUUACGGCUCUCAGAGGCAAAGGCUUGCCUUCCCUCUUCUCUUGGUCCUGCAAAAGGAACUAUAAGAAUGGGUAUGUCUGGAAUGAUUUAGCAGAGAACGAUCUUAUAUAUCCUUCUGAAGGGGGAGACGAGUAUGUUCUCAAAGGGUCUGAGCUCAUUGAAGGCUGUGCUGAGAGAUUUCAACAGCUUCAAGUAAGCAACAAACAACGAAACCCAGAACCCAAUUUCCAUCCUAAACGAAAGCCAGUCGUUAUGCCUCAUCACAGAGAAAAAGAACAAGAUUUAGUACUGGAUUACACGAGAGAAGAUGAAGUAGACGACGAAGAAGAAGACGAUGAACCUUACUCUCGAUGCUCAAGAGGGGUUUCCACUGAUGAAAUCAUUGAAGAACACAAGACGCAACCCAAGACUCAUAACAUUGACAACAACCCCACAGAGCUCUCGUUAGACGAUGCUUCCCCUCCCUCAACUUCUUCAACCCUUUCAGAGAAAGCCCAUGACAGCAAUAACAACAACAACAACGACAAUGGCGAUCCUGAAAGGCUUCGAGAAGAUUAUUCUCCUGCCACUGAACCAACAGUGGGAGGUAGGAACAAAGUUUUGCUUCAACUCAUCGCCUGUGGCAGCUCUGUUGCCACCAAAGGAUUAAAGAACACUCCUUGUUUGAAGCAUCAGUCGAGCACUAAUGUGAGGAAGAGUAGUAAUCUUCACAAAGGGGUCCUCUGUAAAUCUGCGACAAAGAUCAUGGAAGAGGAAGAAACGGAGAUCAAAUUCAUGUCGGAGAACCCAAGAUUCGGAAACCCACAAUCUGAAGAGAAGCAGUACUUCAGUGGUAGCAUUGUUGAAUCUAUGACAGAAGAUCGAGUUCUUCCCGUGGAGUCUGCGCUGAAGAAGUCAUCCUCGUAUAACCAAGAAAGGAGUUUGAAGGCUGGAUUGGGAGAAGCAAAAAUGGAAAUGGAGAAGGAAGAGACGAUGGAGAAAGGACUGAAAGGGAAAUGCAUUCCUCGGAAGAAAUCAUCUUCAAAGCCUACCAAGAAAUGAAUGAAGUGAACUAAGUGGUUGGUUGUUGGGUCUCUAAUUAAUGGAUUAGUUUGACUUAGGGAUGGGUGUAGACUGUAGAC